AUGGUUGCCCAGUUGUUUUUUGCCAACAAGCGCAGUUCAACUGCGAGACACACUCAGCCACCUGCCCGUCGACGUCCAAAGGUUGUCCUCAGUAAAGAAGCCCGUGCUGCUCUCAGGCUCGAGCAAUGUGCCAAAUCCCUUCGGUUCAAGGACGCGUUAGAUGACACAUGGAAGCAGCUUGACUAUGCUACCAAAACAAUUGCAACUUCACACCAUAAAAGUAUCCGCCAAGUUCAAAAUGAUUUAUACAUAGGUCGUGGACUUCUCCGCUCAAAGCGCUCUAAGGCCAAUUUAUGGAAUGUGUUCUGCUGGAAGAAAAACCAAGAUGAAGAGAAUGAUAGCCAUGGUAAAGUGGUGCUCCAAACACUUGUCCGUGAACACAAGUCUGAAUACCUCGCGCUCUCAAAGGAGGAACAAGAUGACCUUCUCACUGAGUUUACUGCGUGGAAGGAGAUGAAGAAGACUGGAGUCCGUACCACGGCAAAGUCAAAAAUCAAUGAUAUCACGCAAACCUUAAAGGCGGUGGAAAACGAGCUCAAGAGCCUCCAUUGUCAUACAGGCGCAGAAUCUAUUCUCUACACUACACGUGGAUCUACCGAUGUUCCCCUCCGAGGUAUCGCGUUUGCCACUCAAGGCGUUGAGAACUUCAUGGAUACCGUCAUGGGGAUUGAUAAUCAAGAUUUAGUGAGUAAAAUGGAAGGCUUCGCCGUCCAGGGUAUGAAAGGUUCUGCAAAAAACCACCAGAAACAUGUCUCCGAUAAACGUGCAGAAAUCCGCGACACCAUCAACCGAAAGCUUCAAGAGUGUACUGGUGAGCCUGGUGCAAAGAUGCAAUGGGUGCAUUACUUCCGCAACAUUGUUCAGUGGUACCAGGUCGUUGUGGAAGGAUGGCCCGAUAAAAUUCCAUUUACAAAUCUUAGUCAAGUAUUGAGUGCGCUUCCAGACCUCCAGAUGCUUUGCAAUAGGUGGGAUCAAGGUAUGACGUUCUGGAGGUCCUUGAGUGACAAAGAAUUCGAGAAACUCCGUCUUGAGCGCAAAGAGAAGCUCGAGAGUGGUGAGAUAAUUGAUCGCCGUUGCCGCACUCGAUCUGACAAAGGGACGAAGCGCCGCGGUGCAGCAAUGUCUGCAACUACUCGUCGCAAACAGUACAAGAGCAUGGAGACUGUUGAGGACAGUGACAGCAGUGAUACAGAACCAGCCGAGCCUCACAACACAGCAGCCCCAUCUGCUGGUGUUGCUGCUGCUGGUCCUGUGUCUCCUUCCAUUCCGCAGCCUUCCAAUUCUCCUGUGCAGCAGCCGUCAGACGAAAGUGACUUUAUUAUUCCCCCCUUCAACAGCAAGGCGAUGUUGGCUGAUUUAAACCGAGUGUUUGGCCCCGCACCUGCUUCGUGGAGCUCAUUGGAGUGA
Molecule: messenger RNA, 1407 nt
Organism: Suillus discolor
Lineage: Eukaryota; Fungi; Basidiomycota; Agaricomycetes; Boletales; Suillaceae
Exons: 5
Coding region: 1-1407 (468 amino acids)
Source: RefSeq, a predicted model, not a curated record